Messenger RNA from Leucoraja erinaceus (little skate), 5476 nucleotides. RefSeq names its product chemokine (C-C motif) receptor 6a (gene ccr6a). The coding region runs from base 2037 to 3113 and encodes 358 amino acids. Gene Ontology annotation, molecular function: chemokine receptor activity. The record is from RefSeq and is a predicted model, not a curated record. Lineage: Eukaryota; Metazoa; Chordata; Chondrichthyes; Rajiformes; Rajidae. Gene Ontology annotation, biological process: immune response; chemotaxis; G protein-coupled receptor signaling pathway. Gene Ontology annotation, cellular component: membrane. The transcript is spliced from 2 exons.
UUUCAGGUCAUCCAAGUAAGAUGUUUUAUAUUUGUUUCAGAAUGCUUCAAUCUAUAAUAACUGAAAAUUUCAUUCAGUUCUCUUGAUUUUUAAGAAAGUUAUGGGCUUUUGACUGUCCUCGAUCACAGCUUUGUGUUAAGUCAAUGGAAAAGCAAUAGGGAAGAAGAUGCUAAUUUCCGAGUAUGAAAAUGGCCAUAACUUUUUUAAUACUGAAUAUAUGAAAGUGAAUUAGGUGCCAAAUUAAACUUCUUUUUAUGCUUUAUCUGAUGGGAUAAAUUGCAGACUUGAUUUUUUAAAUCUCAAAAUGUUGUAACAUAUAGUGUGUUCCAGAUUACAAACAUCCUCUGUGGUGAGACAAAUAGCCAGGGUUACAAGUUGAUGACGUUUCAUCAGAAUUGGUUGCAAUAGAUCACUAACCUGAAAGUUAACUCUGUUGCUCCACAGCUAUUGUUUGAUCAGCUGAGUAUCUACAGCAUUCUCUGCUGCAAAAUUGCAAAAACAAUGAAUUAAUUAUUAAGUAGGAACAAGGAACGACAGACGCUGGUUAAUACACAAAAGUACACAAAGUUGCUGGAGUAAAUCAGUGGGUCAGAAGCAUCUCUGGAGAACAUGGAAAGGUUCCAUUUCAGAUUCAGACCCUUCGAUAGUUAUCCACGUUCUCCAGGGAUGCUGCUUGAUCCGCUGAAUUAAUCUAGCACUUUGUAAUUAAUUAUUAAGCCCGUUGUGUCACUUUGAGGCUAUGAAGAAUAAGUCUUAAAUGCAAAUUCUUUCCUGAUGAAAAAGAUUGGUCUGGCACAUGGAACAGGUCUUUCGGUCCACAAUGUCUGUGCUGAACAUGGUCAGGUUAAACUAAUCUUCUCUGCCUGCAUGUAAUUCAUGUCCCUCCAUUCUCUGCAUAUCCAUGCGCCUGUAUAAAGGUCUCUACAAUGCCACUAUUGUAGCUGCCUCCACCACCUGGCAGUGCUUUCUAAGCAUUCACCACUCAGUGUGUAAAAAGAAAACUUACUCAGCACAUCAGCCUUAAACUUUGCUCCUCUAGCUUUAAAGCUAUGCACUCUAGUCUUUGCCAUUUCCAUCCUGGGAAAAACGUUCAGAUUGUUUAUCCAAUCUAUGACUCCCAUAAUAUUAUAUACUUCUAAUAAGUUUCUGCUGUAAUGGGCAGCACAGUGGCGCAGCAGUAGAGUUGCUACCUUACAGUGCCAGAGACCCGGGUUCGAUCCUGACUAUGGGGCUGUCGGUACGGAGUUUGUACAUUGUCGCUGUGACAGCAUGGGUUUUCUCCAGGUGCUCCGGUUUCUUCCCACACUCCAAAAACAUGCAGGUUUGUAGGUUAAUUGGCUUCUCUAAAUUGUCCCUUGUGUGUGGCAUAGAACAAAUGUAUGAUUGAUUGCUGGUUAGCACACUCAGUGGGCCAAAGGGCCUCUUUCCACACUAUAUCUCUGAACUAAACUCAAUCUCUGACAUUCCAGAGCAAACAAUCUAAGACUCAUCUAACUCCCCCUGGCCUAUUUUAACAAAAGGUCCACCCACAUUAAAAUUCUGAAAAUAGGUUCCUAGUGGCCAAUGAUCUGUUGGUGUUGACGGAAAUCUAUAAAGAAGAACAAAGUGCUGGAGUGCUGAAGCCAAUUAACCUACAAACCUGUACGUUUUUUCCAUAGAAAACCCACAUAGUCACAGGGAGAAAGUACAAACUUCGCACAGACAGCCGCAAGUCUACCGCUGAACCACUGUGCCAACUGAACAAUAGUAGACUGCAAUGCAACCAAUGCUCAAUAUACAUGCGUGUUUGGCUGCUUCCCACUGAUGUGAACACUCAGGCUCGUGUUUCAUUUCAACAGAAAUUAAAAUCAUAUGUUGUUUUUCUCAACAGGCAGUUGAUAUGCGGCUCCAGUCUUGUACCUGGCUGUCAUACUGAAAAUUAUGCAUCUGUAGACAUCCUCCUAACUGACUAAAGCACAGAGAAAUAAAUCUCUGUCUGGAGUUUAAAGACCCCCUCUUGGAACGCAGCAAGUUUAAGAACACAACGACCAAAAAAAAUGGAUAAUUCCAGUGCAGGAUAUGAAGACUAUUUGUUAAAUGAGUACACUACUUCUUUUGAUUAUGAAGAUGUGGAAUUCUUGUGUCGCACGAGUGACGACAAGAGACUUUCAUCGCUGUUCAUUCCGAUUUUUUAUUCAAUCAUCACUGUCAUUGGCAUAAUCGGCAAUGGUUUGGUAGUGAUCACCUACAUGUUUUACAAGAAAGUUAGGACUAUGACUGACAUGUAUCUGGUGAAUUUGGCCAUUGCCGAUAUACUGUUUGUGGUUACCUUGCCAUUCAGGGCUGUGGACGUCUCUGGAGGUUGGAUUUUUGGAGAUGUUGGGUGUAAAAUUUUGAUGGGCAUAUACAGUAUCAACUUCAACAGUGGCAUGUUAUUGCUAGCUGUCAUUAGCAUUGAUCGAUAUGUUGCUAUAGUUCAUGCAACAAAGUAUUUUAAUUACAAGGGAAAGGCACUGGUUUACAGCGAAAUUAUUUGCACAGUCAUCUGGAUCGCUGGAAUCGUUGUAUCAAUGCCGACAUUCAUUUUUAGCACAAGUUACGAGUUUAACACAACAGGAAAAAAGGUGUGCGAGCUUCGAUACCCAAAAAGCUAUUCAAAUAUAGGGAAAACAGUUGCUACAACAAUACAACUAACACUCGGCUUCUUUAUACCUCUGUUCAUCAUGGUCUGUUGUUACUCUCUGAUAAUUAAAACGCUUCUCCAAGCUCGAAAUUUCCAGAGGCAUAAGGCUUUACAGGUUGUAAUAGCUGUGGUGGCAACUUUUGUAAUUUGUCAAGUGCCAUACAAUGUGGUUGUAGUUUAUGACCUAUUUUGGACAGAGAGCUGCGAGGUAUUCAAGUUGAUGGCAAUUGUCCGCACGGUGACAAAAUCCUUUGCCUUUUUCCAUUGUUGCUUGAACCCUGUCCUCUAUGCCUUUAUUGGCGUUAAAUUCAGGUUUUAUUUUUUGAAGAUUCUCCAAGAUAUCUGGUGUUUAAGCAAAUGGAACAUUUCUGCAAGGCCUUCCAGUGAAACAUUUGUGUCAAGGCGUACAUCUGGCUUUGAUACUGACAACCUAUCAUCUUUUACUGUAUGAUUAUCAGUGUUUUUUUUAUCUAUGCAUAUCCUAAGACAAAUUUCACAACAAGCAUUUAAGUGUAUUUUGUAUCACCUCUUCUCCUUUCAAAUUUUAUAUACUGCUUAAAUAGUCAAGACUAAAGCGAGUUUAAUUGUCAUCUGUACUGACAAUGGAACAAUGAAAUUUUUACUUGCAGCAGCAUAAUAUAGUUACAAGUCUAGUUACUCACUCUCUCCACAGACCAUUUAUAUUUUGUCCUUUCUGUGAAUCUAUUGAUUAUGUUUAUGAAGAUUCACGAGCAAAUGACUUCCACAGAAAUAAAGCUGUAUAAAUGUUCUGUUCCUUAGUACAAAAUAUAUCCGGGGUUUCAAACUUGCUACCCAUAAAAAUUAAAUUCCGAUGAGAUUGUGUUUUACGAUUUUUCACAGUUUAAAAGCAGUGCAUUUUAAUGAAAGGUAUUUAAGAGAUAGUAGAAAAAUAUUUGUAAUCUAGUAGCACAGUUGGGUACAUUACAGAUUUUCACACAGUGAUCCGACUUGCAAGAUCCACAUCACACCAUUGUGGUAAACGAAGGAUACUGCGAAAACCCAGAACAGCACCCAGCAUCUCCUCCCGAAUGUAGAAGUCUGUGGUGUAGAUUUUGUCUAUUUUGUAGUGAGGGGGCCACAAAAGAAUAAGGGGAAGGAACAAGCCCAUGAUUGAUGUUAGGAAAGGCUGGGAAAAGUCCACAGCUGGACUCCAGCUUAGUUUUGCAUGUUUUGACAAUGCCCCAGAGUUUUUGGUAGAGAUGACCGUAUUUUGCAAUAUAAUCAGAAUUGAUAAAUUUGCCGGCACAAUAGCGCAACAGUAGAGUUACUUACAGCAGCAGAGACCCUGGUUUGCCUGAACUCGGAUGCUGUCUGCAUGGAGUUUGCACGUUCUCCCUGUGACCGCCUGGGUUUUCUCUGGGUGCUCCGAUUUCCUCUCACACUCCAGAAAUGUGCAGGUUUGUAGGUUAAUUGGCUUCUGUAAAUUGUACCUAGGUUGUAGGAUAGACCUAGAAUACGGGCGCAUGGCCAGAGGGCCCGUUUCCAUGCUGUACCUCUAAACUAAAUUAUAAAUAAAUCAGGGUAUGGUAUGGUAUUUUAUUUGUCACAUGUACUGAGGUACAGUGAAAUUCAUUUUUGUAUACAGUUCAGUAAAACGAUAACUAUACAUUUUAGAUGGGCAUCUCAGAUACAGUACUAGUAUAUAGCAGUAGUACACUGAGACCGUAUACAGAGUCACCAGUUUGGCCCCAUUUUCAAGUCCCAGUUGUUGUAAGCGCAAGGUUCUUGACCUGAACAUCUGAGCCCAUUGCAGUGGUGGUGUUGCAGGGUUGGCCUGGCCUGAAGAGAACGUGCAGUCUUCUACACCUCUGUUGAAAGUAGGUUAUGAACAUUUCCAGGAUGUACAUAAUGUUGUUAUCGCAAGAGAAAGAUGUUAUCUAAGUGGAGGCACAUAAUGAGUCAUUGUUUAAUUUUGGAUGAAAUGUAUUCUGGCUACACUUGCAUCCCCUCUCUCUCUCCGUCCCUCCCCGCUCAAAUCAUUGUUCCAGCUUCAAAGCUGUCUUGUUGAGUCUCAUUGUCUGUGAUUCGUUUUCAUUUAACCCACAGAUAACAAUGGCCCGUUUCCUUUAUCAUUGUUACUUUUUUGCAAAUCUUUCAUUCAUUUGCUCUACAGUAUAUCUCUCUAUAUCACCAUCUAUGUCUCUUGUUUCGCUUUUCCAUGACUUUCAGACUGAUGAAGGGUCUCGACCUGAAACAUCAUCUAUUCCUUUUCUCCAGAGAUGAUGUCUGACCUGCUGAGUUACUCCAGCUUUUUGUGCCUAUCUUGUCAGUAAUUAUGUUAGUUCAAAUUUCUGGCUAUUUUUGAGAUGAGCAAUGCUAAUAUUCUGACUGUUAAACAGACUGUUAACAUUGGAUUUCUCUGCAAGAUGUUACGGGCUAUUUAGUGAGUUGAAUGAAAUCCCAAAUGUUAUUCGUCUCCUCCGUUACGUAAUGGAAUUGUAAUUUUCAUUGUCUUUAUUUUGAUUGUCGGACCACCCACAUGUCACUAGCAUUAUGUAGGUGCACAAGCAAUGGAGGACUUAUCUUUCUCGGGAACUCUGCAUUGAAAUGGACUGCACACCUUGCAAAGGUCCUUUCCUCGGCCACACUGCUGUGGGGAAUGCAGACCUGAGGCCAACCAUCUCCAACAGAAGAAUACAAAGAAGUAACAGAAGGAGAUGUACCAUAGCGGUUUUCUUCAUAACCAUAUGGAUAAUGUCUGUAUUGACUGGAGUCAAGACUAAUGCAAGCUGGAAACCAGAUGAGUAAAAGCCCAUUCUUUAAAUUAAAAAUGGAGGUGGUACUGUUUUCUUU